Asparagus officinalis (garden asparagus) is the source of this 2236-nucleotide messenger RNA. RefSeq names its product pescadillo homolog. The transcript has 14 exons. The record is from RefSeq and is a predicted model, not a curated record. Gene Ontology annotation, molecular function: RNA binding. Lineage: Eukaryota; Viridiplantae; Streptophyta; Magnoliopsida; Asparagales; Asparagaceae. Gene Ontology annotation, biological process: ribosome biogenesis; maturation of LSU-rRNA from tricistronic rRNA transcript (SSU-rRNA, 5.8S rRNA, LSU-rRNA). Gene Ontology annotation, cellular component: nucleolus; PeBoW complex. The coding region runs from base 125 to 1933 and encodes 602 amino acids.
GAACCGGUCCAAUUCAUUUUUCUGCCCUAAUUCUCAUCCAAUAAAACCCUAAACCCCCGCCUCCAAAAAAAAAAUCCCUUUUUCCGGCCCAACGCCUCUCCUCUCUUCUCAAAUCUAUUCGAAGAUGCCGAAGCACUAUCGACCUGCUGGCAAGAAGAAGGAAGGAAAUGCGGCCAAGUACAUCACGAGAACCAAGGCGGUUCAUUAUCUCCAAGUCAGCUUGGCAACAUUCAGGAGGUUAUGCAUUCUCAAGGGGAUAUUUCCUCGGGAGCCGAAGAAGAAGGUGGAGGGGACCCACAAGACUUACUAUCAUAUGAAGGAUAUCUUGUUCUUGGCUCAUGAUCCUUUGGUUGAGAAGUUCAGAGACAUAAGGGCGCAUAAGAGGAAGGUUAAGAAAGCAUUAGCAAAGAAAAACAGGGACCGCGCAGAUCAAUUACUAUCUCGUCAGCCAAAAUAUACACUUAAUAGGCUUAUCAAAGAAAGGUAUCCUACUUUUGUUGACGCGCUACGAGAUUUGGACGACUGCCUCACUAUGGUACACCUCUUUGCAGCAUUACCUGCUGUUGUGGGUGAACGCAUUCAAGUAGACAGGAUUCAUAAUUGCCUAAGAUUAAGUCAUGAAUGGCAAGCCUACAUAUCUCGGACGCAUAGACUGCGCAAGACUUUCAUAUCUGUUAAAGGCAUAUACUAUCAGGCUGAGGUCGAGGGUCAAAAAAUCACAUGGCUAACUCCACAUGCCUUGCAGCAAGUUUUGACUGAUGAUGUUGACUUUAAUGUCAUGCUUACCUUUUUAGAGUUCUACGAGGCUCUUUUAGGUUUUGUAAACUUCAAGCUUUAUCAUUCCAUAAAUCUGAAGUAUCCACCUAUUCUAGAUCCUAGACUUGAAGCUGCAGCUGCUGCACUGUAUGCUUUAUAUCGGUACAUUGGUUCUGGUUCUGGAACAUCAUUUGGGACUCGAGCCAUUACUUCUGGAAAAGAGGAAGAUGAGGGUGGAAAAGAUGAUAAAAGAACCAAUGAAUCGGAACUUAGAUUGGCCCAGCUCCAACAUCAGUUGCCAGCUAAUGAACCGGGUACAUUGAUGCAUCUUAUGGAGGAUGCUACCACUGUGGCUGAUGAGGACGAAGAAACAAAGUCAUGCAAGAAUCUAUUUAAAAAUCUAAAUUUUUUCUUGAGCCGUGAGGUUCCAAGAGAGUCAUUGCUGUUCGUCAUUCCGGCAUUUGGAGGUGUUGUUUCCUGGGAAGGUGAUGGUUCUCCAUUAAAGGAAACAGACAAGAGUAUCACUCAUCAGAUUGUUGAUAGGCCGAGCCAGGGUCAUCUUUUUCUGUCUAGAGAAUAUGUUCAGCCCCAGUGGGUAUAUGAUUGUGUAAAUGCUCGAAUCUUGCUACCAACAGAGGCAUAUAUGGUUGGGAGAGUCCCUCCCCCACAUCUUUCACCUUUUGUGGACAAUGAGGCUGAAGGUUAUGUUCCCGAAUAUGCUGAGACCAUCAAGCGUCUCCAAGAUUCAGCUAAAAGCCAAGUGUUACCAAUGCCAGGCUUAGAUGAGGGUUUAGAUGAUCCACUGAAUCUUUUGGCUGAAGGUGUUAUUGAUAGGGCAGAAGCUAAUGAGGCAGCGGAGAAGAAACGCAAGUUGAUGAUGCUUGAAAAGCAGCACCACGAAGAACUGAAGAUGGAACUGCAGGGUAUUACUUAUUCUGCUUCUUUAUCAAAUAACAAUUUGCCGGAACCAGUUGAAAAAGAUGAGGUCAUGGAAGAUGCAAAAGAGGAAUUAGAACGUGCUGCUGAGGAUGCUCGCAGUAUGUCCAUGGUGCAGAUGUCUAGGAAAAACAGGAAGCUGUAUGAAGCAAUGCAGAUUGGUAUUGAGCGAAAGAAGGAAACAAACAAGCGCUUGGCAAACAAGCGGAAGAGUGCACAAAAAGCCAGCAAAAAGGAAUAACUGUAUGGCUUUCCCUAAUGUUAGUUUUAAUGUUGUGUUUGCGUCCGGCCUUUUUGAGCCCUAUUUAUCCUAGCAUCUCCUUGUACCUCAAAAAAAUGUGUUGCAACAUUUUCAUAAUGUUUUUAUAUAUUUGUUUAACAUAUUGAGUAGAUACCGAUAAAUUUUGUAGCAAAUAUGUUUUGAGUAGUUUAGGUGUUAGUCACUGGGCCAGUUACAUGAAAGUUUGAAAGGAGAUUUAGGCAUGUACUGUUUCUCUUGUUAUUCACUGUUGAAACUUAUUUGAAGUUUUGCUUAUUUAUUUAU